AGGAAUAAUUUUAUAACUUCCUUAGGUUUAAUAUUUCGUAACUAAUAUGUGCUUCCCUAAUCCUCUCUGUUCAUCAUUCUUCGUAAGUUUCUGCUUUUAAUUAUGUUUCAAAAUUUUCAAGUUAAUUUUUAUUUGUACCAUUUUGUUGAUAACUUAGGAAAUAGGUGCCAAUGAGAAAAACAUGAAAUUAUAUAUAUUACUGUACACUUUUGUAUAUAUGUAAGAAAGAAUAUAAGAAUGCUUCUUAAAAACAAUUUACCCAUCAUAAGCACGGGGAUUAUUAAGAAAUUCCCACAAAUAGGCAGAACAAAUAUGUUGCCUUCUUAUGCUAAAGUGCUAAUAUUUAGCUUCUUCUUCUGGAAUUCUUCAAAUUCUAAUGAUAGUUUAUGUAUUAAGUCAUGUGAUGAAAAAAACUGUGAGCGAAGCAUUUUCAGUGUUAAAAAGUUUAGAGUUCUAACCGAGUAUAAUGGCUAUGAGAGCGGAAGUUACUCAAGUCUAGAUUCCUUAGAGGAUAUGGAAGAUGACGAAAGAGAAGAACGCUUACGAGAAUUGAUAUCCUAUUAUAAUGUGUUCUUAAAUUAUUACCCAGAACUUAACACCAAAGACAAAAUUAUUAAAAUAAAAAAUCCAGAAUUACCACUUGCAGGAACUUAUGCAUCUAAUGGAAAAGAACAUGUGCCACAAUAUCCUUCAGAACCCGAAAGAUCAUAUGGAUAUGACGAAGUAGACAGUAAUCUCGAGGACGAGGAUGAAUAUGAAGAAUUCGAAAUUUUGAUUGAAGCAGAACCCAUUGAAGAAGCAGAUUAUCUUGAGGAAUAUGUUGACUUGGAUAUAGACAUGGACGACAAAGAGCUAACGGCACUUGAUGGAAUCUAUGAAGAAGGAAUGAGUACGUUUAAACGGAAAUAUUUGGAAAUUAUGAAUAAAUUUAUUGCAUAUAUUAACAAUUUGAAGUGGAAUAGUGAAUCAGUUCAUGAUUACAUUCUUUUAUUUACACAAAUUAAUAUAUUAAUAAUCCUUUUCUUUCUACAUUUGGCAGCACGAAAUGUUUUUAUUAGCAUGGGUGUUGCGGCAUUGGCAUUGUUUGUAAUUUAA
This is a messenger RNA of Plasmodium coatneyi, 1095 nucleotides long. RefSeq lists its product as uncharacterized. Lineage: Eukaryota; Apicomplexa; Aconoidasida; Haemosporida; Plasmodiidae. Bases 238 to 1095 code for a protein of 285 amino acids. The transcript has 2 exons. The record is from RefSeq and is a predicted model, not a curated record.